This is a messenger RNA of Parascedosporium putredinis, 1959 nucleotides long. The record is from the annotation of a GenBank genome assembly. Lineage: Eukaryota; Fungi; Ascomycota; Sordariomycetes; Microascales; Microascaceae.
AUGGAUCCGCGAUUCUCGGUGAGCCGCGAGGAAGUGAACGGUAUCCAUAUGGAUCUGAAACACCUCCAGCACGCGCAUAACAACCACGCCGAGAGGAUCUUGCGCCUCGAACGACGUCAAGCAGACGAUGCUGCCAUCAAGGCUGCGUGGUCCCCGUUCCCUGGCGUCCUAGCUACCACACCCCAGCACGGUAAGGUCUUGCACGUCCACCCUAGGCCUCAGCUCGUCGCUAACAAAGUACUUUGGACAGGGCCUGUGGCGAUGGCUCCGAAUGACGAUGACCUCGACGAGUUUGGAACUCAUUUGAUGAACUCGCUUCAUCUGCCCCCUGCAGAAGAGGAACCCGUGAGACGAGGAGCUACUUCUCGCGCCAACAGCGUCCGGUUCGACGAGAGUGCUUUGCACGGGUCUAGCUGGGGCGGACAGAACACGCGGCAUUCAGGCGAGUUUGUGCGACCGGGUAGCGGCCUCUUGAUGGAGCGCUCCUUCUCGCACAAGUCUGACGGCCGACAUAGCUCGGCGGGGCACAGCGUGCAUUCACUGCAUUCGGCGCCCUCGGUCGGACGUGCUAGCAGCGUCGGUGGAGAUGCGGAGUCGCCCCUGAGCAUACCUGAGCCGCCACCGGGGUUGUUUGCUCUGGGCUCCGUGCCCUCCAUCAUCCGUUGCUGGCUUACAACCAAGUUUGUCCAUGACGCGCUGCUCUACGCCGACGUCUGCACCGGGUCCCGCCGGUCCACUGUGGAGCUUUCGCUCAUCAGAGACCUAGACCUCCUCGGGGACGUAGAGACGGACUUCGAUGGAACUGCCCGCAUCACCCUGCCCGUGUACCUCGCGGAGGCCAUUGUCUCGCAACAAGCGACUCGCUCGCAGAGCCCCUCGCACGAGAUCCACAUCCCCAGCAUGACGGUGACGUUUGACAUUAUUGGCAAAGGACUCCCCGACUCGCCAGACAUCAAGAAGGCAAUUCGCAUCUUCAUCGGCAGCGACGCUCUAAGAGCCCAUUCCGCCGAUGUUUUGCUAUCACGGAAUCAGAUUGUGCUCUACGGAGACGACAGGAGCAAACUGACCGUCCCAUUUGUCCGGCCAGAGGACGAGAAUGUGUUUAAGCACAUCUGCACGGUCAACAUUCACCCGGAGAAGUUGAGGCUUAAUGCCGCCGCUGCGCCAUUUAUCUCGGGUGAUCAAAAGGCGACUCCGCACGAUGACGCGAGAAAUAUAGAUGUACCCAACGCUGCGGGAGACUCGCGCAAUGACGCCGACGCCGACGCCGACUUGAACCACCACCCCGCGAACGGUGGCGACGGGCAAGAGGACGAUGACGACGACGAUGGUGAGGAUGUCGACGACCUGGGUGCCGAUGUCGAUUCGGAGAAGGGCGCGGCUAAAAAGCUUAAUGGAAUGGAUGUCAACGGGCGAGACGUGAGCACGGGCAACGGCAGUGAUGCGCAGGCGAGUGACUCUCGGCGGGACACUGGUUCAGGCAUCUGGGGAUCCUGGCGACAGGGAGCAACCAACGGAAGCGAGGCUGGGCAGCGAGAAGGCGGGCCUUUGAGCGGAUACCAGCCCGCGGGGACACGAGGCCGCAACAUGAAGGUGCUCAAGCCGCUCAAGUCGAACUCAUCGUCGGCUCGUACGGGUGCAUCGUAUGAACCCGCGCCGCCCCCGCGAAGCAGCGGUGAGCAGCGGCGUAAGAGUCAGCAGGGACCCUCGAUAUUGACGGGAUCGGGCGACACGGGUGGAAGCGGCAUCGGCAGCUCGGGCGGCAGCACGAUUCGUUGGGAGACGAAACGAGCGGCCAGCAUUGCGAGCUCAGGCGAUGCCAAGUCGCCGGUAACACCGCUUGCUCAACCUGGACAGCAGUCACGGGAUGCGCGGGGAUCCCAAACCCUUCCGCGGUCGGCGAACCCUAUCGGAGGAGCAUCGGCGUUCUCGUGGAUGAAGAAGCCCGGCACCGAGUAG